AUGAACACAGUGUUGUCCAUAACAAAACAACCAGUAGUAAAUGGCAUUAGUGAAACCUUUCUCUAUGACUCAGUUCGUGACAAACUACGAGACCCAGAAAAAGAAGUCCGCCAGCACGCUCUCAGGGUACUUAUGGACCUAAUAAAAGUAACUCAACCUUCAAAUCUAGAUAUCCGGAUGCAAGACUUAGUCCCUGAAAUUCUAAAAAUAUUGAGUCACUCUGCUCCGUCCUUAAGAAAAAGUGCUUUAGAUUCUCUUAAAAAAUAUUUAAAACUUAGUAAAAAUUAUAACUACCUCAUGAGAGAGUUGCUUAACUCUCCUGACCAUUUGACCAAUGCAGCUCCUUUUUUAAUAAAUCGUGAAACAGAUGAUUUGACAGUGAUACUGGUAAUAGAACAAUUAUGGAAGGAACUAGAAGAUCCUACCAGCAAUCAAGAGAUUCCUGCAAAGUCUUUAGCUAGAUUAAGGUAUAAUCUUGGAGAUGAUAGAUUCAAACACCUAAUAGGCCUGCUAAGAUAUCGAAAACUACAAGAAAUUUGUGAAAUUUACGGUCUUCCAAUGGACUACAGUGACGGGGAAGCUGCCGAUAACGAGUUAUGGAGCAGUGAAGAAAUUAUCGAGGAUAGGGUUAUCUUAGAAACAGAAAUAACUUUAAAAACUGGUCCUGCAAUCACUAUGAAAAUACAUGAAGAAAGCAGACCUAGCAGUUCUAUAAGCAAUUCGGCAGAAAUCGAAGAAAAUUCUAUUGGUGUUAUUAAAAUCCUCCCAGAUGAUAGCGAAAGUGAUUAUGAAGAAGCGAGAAAAACACCAAAAAACUCCAAGAAAAAUGCAGUUACUAUAACGACCAGAAAAAGUCUCAUUCCUAUUAGAAUAACCUCUUUGCCCUCUACACCACUAAGAAAAUCUAAAAAGGUUACUAAACAAAGGCUGCAUAGAUCAGCGCCAAAUUUAAGUCGAAAUUAUGGCAAUACGAAGAUACCAUUUAAGCGAGAUUCUAACAUCAAACAAAAAUUCAAAAUAAGUGUCAUGAAUGAAACAAGUCAAAACCAAGAUAGAACCAAAGAAAAUGUUAAACUAAGAAUAAAUACCAAAAGCAAAUCAUCAGACCAUUUAACUGUAACGAACGUUAUUAAGCCAACCUCGCCAUUGGGACCCAACAACCGUUCAAAUAACACCAGUCCUCUUCUGCAUAAACCAAUUGAAGUUUUACAUAAUCUUACGAGAAGUCCUGUAGCAAAACGCCGUCCCAGCACCGUGGAUGUUUGUGACCAAUCGAAUAAUAGCAAUACUAAUACAUUUAACAGCUUUCGAGUUUGUCCAGCAAUAUCCCUGGAAGAAUCUUUCGAGUCAAAAUCUAUAGAAUCUAAGGAAACAGAAGAUUUCUUCGACAGCUUUCACGUCUAUCCAACAUUACAAACUUCUCAGGUUUUAUCUUUACCACCCGAAGAUAUCAGAAACAAUAAUUCUAGUAAUGGGAGUGAAACAAAAUCAUCUUUUGAAAAAAGUGACAGCAAGGAUACGGAAGAUACAACUUAUAGUGAUUCUCAUAGUUCUUUGGGCAGUAAAGUAAAACCUUUGGAAUAUAAUCAAACUCUUGCUUUAGAGUAUAUUCCCACCGAAAGAGAAAACGACUACGAUAGUUUUAAGGUAUGCCCAAAUUUUAGUGGACUUAAUCAAGAUAAUAAAGGCAAUAGUGUGCAAAAGGGAUUAAAGAAAGAUUUGGAUUUUAGUAACCAGUGGCAGUUGUCUUCAUUAAGCUCUGAGGAUAAUUUGUGGAACAAAUCUGAAGCCCUGGAUAAUCUAGUGAAAAUGCUUAAACAACCUGGUACUUGUGAAAACUUAGAACCAGGACCAGCUGCUUUAUUAUUUGAAGCGUUGUUUGCCUGCCAAAAUUUUGACAAACUUCACUUUUUAGCAGAUGUGAGUAUUUAUUAUACUGAAAUACAAAAUAUGUUAUCUUAA
Molecule: messenger RNA, 1962 nt
Organism: Diabrotica balteata
Lineage: Eukaryota; Metazoa; Arthropoda; Insecta; Coleoptera; Chrysomelidae
Source: the annotation of a GenBank genome assembly